AUGGACCACAGCGACCACGCAGGACACGGAGGAGAUGCAGGAGCGGGGGCGGGUCAUGCUAUGAUGAUACCCUACUUCCACUUUACGACUGGCGACCAUCUCUUUUUCAAAGAAUGGGUCCCGUCUUCACCUGGCGCUAUCGCUGGAGCAUGCAUAGGCCUCUUUUUGUUGGCCAUUAUCGAGCGAUGGUUGACUGCUAUUCGAGCCGUAUUCGAACACCACUGGCAACAACGAGCACUCCUCCUCUCUUCAAGAUAUUCAGAAGGCACCUCUUCUCUAUCAUCAUCAUCCAGAACAGACGGCAAAUCGUUAGACGAGAGCGGUAGCGUGAAGAUGCGAGAAGAAGGCGGCCCAACUACACAAAUACCACCAGUACUCCCCCGCCUCCGACUACGCACCAUCCCACCAUUCGUUGCCAGCCACGAUAUUCCAAGAGGCAUACUACAUGCUUUCCAAGCUGCACUAGGCUACUUGCUCAUGUUGGCUGUCAUGACUUUCAGAGUGGAGUUCAUCCUAUGUAUAGUUGCAGGGUUGGGCAUUGGAGAGGCUUUCUUUGGACGGCUUAGCAAUGGUUCUGUACAUUGA
This is a messenger RNA of Coprinopsis cinerea okayama7#130, 585 nucleotides long. Its product is annotated as copper transporter. Gene Ontology annotation, cellular component: plasma membrane. The record is from RefSeq and is a predicted model, not a curated record. Gene Ontology annotation, biological process: intracellular copper ion homeostasis; copper ion transmembrane transport. The transcript is spliced from 3 exons. Bases 1 to 585 code for a protein of 194 amino acids. Gene Ontology annotation, molecular function: copper ion transmembrane transporter activity. Lineage: Eukaryota; Fungi; Basidiomycota; Agaricomycetes; Agaricales; Psathyrellaceae.